Triticum aestivum (bread wheat) is the source of this 4916-nucleotide messenger RNA. RefSeq names its product pentatricopeptide repeat-containing protein At3g09040, mitochondrial. Gene Ontology annotation, molecular function: RNA binding; protein binding. NCBI's taxonomy places the organism in Eukaryota, Viridiplantae, Streptophyta, Magnoliopsida, Poales, Poaceae. The record is from RefSeq and is a predicted model, not a curated record. Gene Ontology annotation, biological process: RNA modification.
CCAGGUGCGGCCGCGUGGGGGAUGCCCGCAGGGUGUUCGGCGGAAUCGCAUGCCCGGACACCGUGUGCUGGACGAGCAUGAUCUCUGGGUACCACCGAGCUGGAAGAUACGGGGAAGCAUUGUCUUUGUUCUCGAGAAUGUUGAAGAUGGGAUCUUCUCCGGACCAAGUGACUUGUGUCACCGUAAUUUCCAUUCUUGCGAGCUUGGGUAGGCUGGAUGAUGCUAGGGCCUUGCUGAAGAGGAUGCCGGCGCCGAGCAUGGUUGCUUGGAACGCUGUCAUCUCCAGUUAUGCGCAACAGAGUGGGAUCAAGCAUGAGGUCUUUGGAUUGUAUAAGGACAUGAAGAGGCAGGGAUUAUGGCCCAGUAGAUCGACUUUUGCCAGCAUGCUAAGCGCAGCAGCCAAUAUGAAGGCGUCUGUUGAAGGUCGACAGUUCCACGCGUCCUCGGUAAGGCAUGGCUUGGAUGCAAAUGUUUUCGUGGGUAGUUCUCUGAUCAACCUUUAUGCGAAAUGUGGUUGCAUUAGUGAGGCGAAGUCUGUGUUUUAUUUCUCCCGUGAGAGGAACAUUGUCAUGUGGAAUGCGAUGCUCAAUGGGCUUGUUCGAAAUGAGCUACAAGAAGAGGCCAUCCAAAUGUUCUGGUAUAUGACGAGGCUUGGUCUUGAGGCUGAUGAGUUCACGUUUGUCAGUGUUCUUGGUGCAUGUGCCUACUUGGAUUCACAUUGCCUGGGAAGACAAGUGCAGUGUGUGACAAUCAAGAAUGGCAUGGCUGCAAGCUUGCUUGUUGCUAAUGCAACAUUAGAUAUGCACUCCAAAUUUGGAGCUACAGAUGAUGCGAAAACAUUAUUCAAUCUGAUUCCUUACAAGGAUAGUGUAUCCUGGAAUGCCCUUAUAGUUGGACUUGCACAUAAUGGAGAAGAGGAAGCAGCAAUUGGUAUGCUUGGAUUGAUGAAUGCGGAUGGUAUAACACUAGAUGAGGUGUCUUUUGCUACUGUAGUUAAUGCAUGUUCCAAUAUUCGAGCUACUGAGACUGGAAAGCAAAUCCACUGCCUAGCAAUGAAGUAUAGUAUCUGCUCUAAUCAUGCUGUUGGUAGCUCUCUGAUUGAUUUAUAUUCUAAGCAUGGAGAUGUGGAAUCUUGUAGGAAGGUUUUGGCACAGGUAGAUGCAAGUAGUAUAGUCCCAAUAAAUGCUCUGAUUGCGUGUCUUGUGCAGAACGAUAGAGAUGAUGAAGCUAUACAGUUGUUUCAGCAGGUUCUUAGAGAUCGUUUAAAGCCCUCCAGCUUUACAUUUUCAAGCAUUCUUUCUGGUUGUACUGGACUUCUCAGUUCAAUUGUUGGCAAACAAGCUCAUUGUUACACAAUGAAGUCUGGUCUUCUGACUGAUGAUUCUUCCCUUGGUGUUUUACUGAUCCGGAUAUAUUUGAAGUCCAAAAUGCCUGAGGAUGCCGACAAACUCUUGACAGAGAUGCCAGAUCACAAAAGCCUGCUUGAGUGGACAGCUAUCAUUUCAGGGUAUGCUCAAAAUGGUUACAGUUUGCAAUCAUUGGUAUCAUUUUGGAGAAUGCGCAGUUAUGAUGUUCACUCAGAUGAGGCGACCUUCGCUAGUAUUCUCAAAGCUUGUUCAGAAAUGACAGCUCUUAACGACGGGAAAGAGAUACAUGGGCUCAUCAUUAAAUCUGGAUUUAAUUCUUAUGAAACUUCAACUAGUGCCCUCAUAGACAUGUACUCCAAGUGUGGGGAUAUCACCUCAUCCUUUGAAGCCUUCAAACAAUUGGAAAACAAGCAAAGCAUCACGUUAUGGAACUCCAUGAUUGUUGGAUUUGCAAAGAAUGGUUAUGCUGACGAAGCACUUCUGCUUUUUCAGAAAAUGCAGAAGUCACAACUAAAGCCUGAUGACGUUACAUUCCUUGGUGUCCUAAUCGCUUGUGCUCAUGCUGGCUUAAUUUCUGUGGGUCGGCAUUACUUUGAUUCUAUGAACAAAGUCUAUGGAUUAAAGCCUAGAGUAGAUCAUUAUGCGUGUUUUAUUGAUCUCCUUGGACGAGGUGGUCAUCUUGAAGAGGCUGAAGAAGUUAUUAACCAGUUGCCUUUCAGACCUGAUGGUGUGAUCUGGGCGACAUACCUUGCAGGAUGCAGAAUGCACAAUGAUGAAGAAAGGGGGAAAGUUGCAGCAAAAAAACUUACCGAGUUGGAACCAGAAAACUCGUCUACAUAUGUGUUGGUUUCAGGCUUACAUGCUGCAGCUGGUAACUGGGGUGAAGCUAAGAUAGCCAGAGAAGCAAUGCGAGAAAAUGGAGUAACAAAAUUUCCGGGAUGUAGUUGGGUCACAGUAGGGAACAAGACAAGCUUAUUUCUUGUACAAGACAAGAAACACCCCGACUCUCUUAGCAUCUAUGAAAAGCUUGAUGAUCUUACUGGAAUGAUGAAGAAAGAUGAUGACAUUGAGGAGUAUGAUAUGCUUAUUUCAGCUGAAAUGUUUACUUGAUGACUCAAAACCCUUUUGAACCAAAAUGCUCUGCUUAAGAAUGAGGCCCUGAUGUCAUCUUCUGGCCAAUCCAGGACUUGGGUAGAUGCUUGGUUACCGAGUUCUAGCAUCACUGCAUCAGCACAGCUUUAAGGACUAUUGGUUUCACCCUGCAUUCCGACUCAAGGGAGCCUAAUUACCUGUGAUGAAAACACUUUGUUCAGUUGUGGAUACCAAGAUGGCUUGUGAAGUUACCACGAGGUCUCAUUCUUGAUGUGGGAAGCGGUACCAGUGAAGAUUCAGGGAGCAACUAGAACUCAUGUAUGCUCAGAUGUUGCUUAUUUGACGAAUUUGAUGUGGUGCCACAACUAGGUGGCACAGCUGCAGUUUUCCGAUCUCUUAUUUAUGCAUUCAGCUGGUCAGUUUUUUCGUAUGAAGCUUGAUGUUUAUGUUGCUUUGGCAACUUUUGUGCUUUGGAACUUGAUGAAUGGUAUCAUUGCACGAUGCACAGUGAGCUAUAAACUUGAUUGAACUUUAUUCAUGCAAAGUUAUUAGUCUUGUAGGAGCACAAAAGACAACUUUGUAUCCUGAUCAUAUUUUUCUACUUCUGAACUCCACACGGUCCUCUGAACCAUUUAGGAUAGUGUGUUCAGUAUGUCCGAUUGCCAGGAUAUGCCGAAGGUCUGAUUUUGUCCAGUAUAAAUCGAUGGGCAGUUAUAUGUUGAAUUAUAUAUCUGCCAGUGUUUCAGAUGUGAUUGUUAAUAACCACUCUGCUGUCUUUCUUGUGAACUAACAUUUCAGAACUGCCGCAUUGGGCUGCAUGCCACACUGUACUAUUUUGUGUGACAUGGAUAAUGCUACCCUGUUUAUAAUCUUUAUUCGGUUAGAUUGCAAAGAAAACUACUUAGCAGCAUCCUGCCAUGUUUCAUCAUUUUUAUUCAUUGUGGGUAGCAGUUACUUAUUGGCUCCAGAAAACAAAUGAGCAUAGCUGGAUGGAGCUCCAGCAUCUUGAGUUCUUGGUGUUGCACCUGUGAGACUGCAGGUCCAGACAAUCUGAUGCCUUUAGAAUUGGCUCUCAAAUUUUCAACCGAGAUUAGAGCUAGUGAAUGAUUUUCAGUUUAUAUAGUCAUACACAUACUCAAGGAGUCCAUACCUUGGCCUCUGUGCAAGAUAUUCUUACUUUCAGCUGAUUAGCAGCCACUAUUGUUCAGGAAUUUUGAGUGGCGCACGUCCUGGCCUGGCGAGCCGAUGACCGGGCAGAACCGCAAUCACCGUCGCCGCCAUACUUUUGUGUACUGCUUGGUUCAUUGCACGCGGCCUGUACAAAUUGCUUUGUUAGUUAUUUGCGUGAGCCUCAGCCCCUUUAGUGUGUCAAGGACAAAGCAAAAGAAGAGGGGAGUGGCUAGCCAGAUUGCCCACAACUCAGCUCAUCAGGUGCAUCCAUACAAUGUCGAGCUGGACAUCAUUUGUCAAGGGACGAGAUCGACGGGCAGCAGCAGCUCGAGUUCACCUCACAGAACAACCUAUAUAUGAUAAGCAAACUAGUCCCUUCAUAUUUGUGUUAGCUAGUUCAUGCACGCCGAAGGUCGCUUGCAUCUUUGCUCGGCUCAAUGAGUCUUGUUUUUGUCUUGUCUAUUUUCUUUUGGAAAUGAAAAGGAAGUGAAAAAAAAGGACCCGGUUAGACUCAAAAGUAAUAUCUGAAUUCGGGUUCAAAUCGGUCGUGUACGGUGUUCACUAAAACGGGCGUCACUUGGAGUGCGGAUUUCCAGCUACCGUUAUUUUAGAAACACUCACAUAGAGGAGACUUUUUGGUCCAUCAAAGACUCGUGUAUUUAUCCAAAAAAGAAGUUCAAAGACUUGUAUGUAGUUGAGUUGGAUUCUACUUCUGUAUGCAGAAGAAGAAGAAGAAAAAAUCAAUGCUUUUGCGAUGUAAAAAUACGGUAUUCGAAUAGCGGCCUCCCUACCCUCAAACCCCCAUUAGGCAUUUUCAGCGUGACUUUUCCAUACAUGCUCUGUUUUGGUAGAAUGAGCUCUUUGGUCGCUGUGGCAGGUAAAGUAUGGAUGGGUGACAAGUAAUUCCGGACGGAAGAAGUAUCAACGGUCUUGAUUGUCCAUAGGCUCCUUUGGUUAGACAGACGUAGGAAGGAGUAGCUUGUCCUGUCGCCAACCCAAUCCCUUUAUAUUUGUUUUUUUAGACAAUCCUUUUAUAUUUGUGGUAGCUAGUCCAUGCAUGGCACAAGCAAGCGUGGCCAUAGAUUCAGAGGUUGAGAGAGCAUUUGGGCCAGAAAUUUUGUUACAAGAAAAGCGGUGUGAGAUGGAACACGUCUGUGGAGCAGCCGACAGCGACGUGGAGGAGGAAGAAGAUGAACAAGACAGCCGUACAAAUGACCCCUUUCUUUUCUUACCAAUCCCAGCUGCAGCUCCAUCGUUUUACUGCUUGUUACUGCUGGCUACCUCCGU